UCUGUCUGUUGCGUCUGUUUGUUCGAGUCAGCUCUCAGGUCAGCUGCAGCCGCUCCUUCACGCUCAUUAUGUCGUUCAGUAGUCCCUCGGUGCACUUGUGCAUGGUCUCGGAGCACCUCUUGCGCAUGGUCUCGGAGACGCCUGGCUCGCUGCCGAGCUCGGUCUCGAACUCGCGGUAAUGCUUGAUGACAUGCUCUGUCGUCUCGAUCGCGGCCUUGCCCUCCUCCUUGUCCUGCGUGGCACACAUGCACACGGAGACAGACGGAGUGAGUGAGCAUGUCUGGUUGACUGCCUGUCUGGUUGACUGUGUGUCUGGCUGACUGCCCACCUUGGCGUUGCGCAGCUUGUCCGUGCAAUCGUUGGCGUCGCAUUGAAUCCUCUGGACGAUGAAGUCCUCUAGCGAGCCGCGGCCAAACAGGCCAGUCUGAGCCCGCCAGGCGUUGGAUGAGGUAAGCGACGACAU
Molecule: messenger RNA, 463 nt
Organism: Vitrella brassicaformis
Lineage: Eukaryota; Vitrellaceae
Source: the annotation of a GenBank genome assembly